AUGUCAACACCUGAAUCACAGAGCGAAAAAAAUUUCGGCCGUUUCGACGUUUCUAUUGGUGAUUUCAUUGGAAUGGUUCGGGCCGAACUCUGGGGUGCGGUUGUGUGGGCGAAGCGAACGUCACUCGCUAAUGGGCUUUGGAAAGCUGCGAAAGUCGCGCCAGCCGUGUGUAAGUAUCAUUUGCACAUGAGCCUCAACAUCUUAAAGGUCCUCAUCAUACCGUUGUGGACUUUCUCUACUACCAUUCCCGGUAAAUCAUGCAGCGCACGAGGACCUUUAGCUCGAGACUCUGGAGGCGGUGCGAUCUUGAUGCACGUACCGAACCUCAGCCACUUCCCGUAUUAUAACAUGAACAAUGCUAAUGUCAAAUGGUGCCGAUGUUAUCGAAAUACUAUUUUAGGUCGCUAUCGGAGGACUCGUUGGCGAGCGCCAGAUCCGUGCCCGUGGGGGCGGGUGCAGUUUGUCAGCGUAGCACGUCCCGAUCGCAACCAAUACCCAAAUCGCAGUAUCGCAAUUGGCUCAGGGUUUGAGAGGAGGAUUUACGCUUUGCUAAUAUUAGCAUCUACGACGGUGUUCCAAAAUAUGGGUAUAGUUGCGAAAUGCAGCCCGAUCGGCGCUGAAGAGGGGUCAUAUGGGAAGCGAGUCAACAAGGUAGUGAGAUCCAAACAAGGUGGAUUGAACGAGUGUAUUAUAAGUGCAGUACAUGGGUAUGAUAUCGCGUGA
This is a messenger RNA of Lindgomyces ingoldianus, 723 nucleotides long. RefSeq lists its product as uncharacterized. The transcript has 9 exons. The record is from RefSeq and is a predicted model, not a curated record. Lineage: Eukaryota; Fungi; Ascomycota; Dothideomycetes; Pleosporales; Lindgomycetaceae. The coding region runs from base 1 to 723 and encodes 240 amino acids.